Molecule: messenger RNA, 1851 nt
Organism: Pestalotiopsis fici W106-1
Lineage: Eukaryota; Fungi; Ascomycota; Sordariomycetes; Amphisphaeriales; Sporocadaceae
Exons: 1
Coding region: 1-1851 (616 amino acids)
Source: RefSeq, a predicted model, not a curated record
AUGAGAGACGCUAUCACUGCAUCUGCGGUCACAUGUUCUAUAGCUCAAGGAUCGUACCAGACUGCUUGGACCUUGGCAUGUGAUUUUAUGGAGUACAGCGGACUGUUAGUCACUGGUGAAGAUGAGCGUCACUGGGAAGGGCUUAUUCUCAAGUAUCGCGUGUUGCUCCAGAAUUAUUUCCUGAACGGCCCUUCCAUACUUGAUUACGAGCUACAAAGACGAUGCAUACAAUCUAUGUGGGACAUUGCAGUGAUGGAUAUCCGAAACGACUUGAUGAUAGCAUUGCAAUAUUGUGCCUUAUAUUGGUGCACUCGACGAGAAAUGCUGCAGGCCUUCAAAGUUGUGUUUCGAGAUGCUAGAGCUACGCAAGAUGCCGUAUUCGAGAUUCUGGCUCCAAAUUACUCUCGUUUGGGUCUGCGUGCCUUUGUACCGACACAGCUGUUGUCAUUACUUGAUAAGCGAGGCGCUGCCGGCCACGAGGCACUUGUUCCGUUCAAAGUACCAACGAGGAAGACUCCGCGACGGCUCCAACACGAUGAUACAAGCCUGUCAGAAUAUUCAAACCUUGCCCAUUUGGAAGGCUCUAUGCAUGGCUUCAUCAUGAUGGAGAACUAUACAGAAUGUGUGCCCGCCGAGGUAGCUAGCGGUGAGAGCGAAGCUAGGGAAGAUCCUGCUAGCGAUACUGAAGAAAUGACUUUGGCCGAGUGGAGAUUAGGCCCUGGCAGAAAAAAGAGUUGGAAAGUCCAUCCCAAGGAUAAGAUCCCAAGCAGACUCCAGCACCGGCGAGGUCAAGUUCUGCAUGGCGCCAAAAAUGUCAAGCAAAAUUUGGGUACCAUGGGGACGUCACAACAUGGUCAGCGACGAGGAUACAAAAAAAACCGGCAUGAUCGAUACGUACAGAAAUUCCAUCGUGGAAAUACGAAGCAAAGAAUACACCACCUCUGGGACGAUGAUUUCGAAGAAUAUGGAACAUCGUCUUACGUAAAUUUCGAGCCUCGAGUCUCAGUUCGGGCUGCCGAAAUCCUCGACGCGGAUGCGGUAUUGACUUCAGAUGACCAGCCGAUCGCUGUAACUCACAACUCUUUCAGUACAUUCUAUGGUAACAAAUCCCGGGCAGCUAAACGUGGCCGCCGAGAAGAGGCUAUCUACGAACGCAUUAUGGCUGAUCUACCCCCUCGACUUCCCAAUGGGCCGACCGAGAAGGGUACAAGCAAAGGCAAGAAGCACAAGCAACGUGGCAUAGAUAAAUUCAAAAUACCUCACUGCAACGAUUUGAAAGAUCUCCGCCUUUCUUUGGAACGUUUCUGGAAAGCGCUGUUGGAGAAGUCGGCGUUGCUCCGGAGGCUCGCUACUGGGCAAGAGUUAGCCACCGCAGAGUCAUACCUAAAGUUGUACAAGACAGUCGAGGCUCGAAGGCAUCAACUUACUCAACUGGAAUCUAUAUAUUCCAAGAUGAACAAGAAGUACAAACAGGUGCAGAAGGGCGUGAGAGGGAUGAAGAAGGAGAUGACCCAGCUUAAAAGUUGGCUUGUGUCUGCCAUGGAACAGAGAGACAUGAGACCGCGAUCUGCGUUGCACAAGGACAAAUUCAUUUAUUCCUUGCCUCAACCCAAAGUCGGGAGUUCACCCCAUUAUCCCUCGCUACGCAAACAUGGGAUUUUGGAGAAAGAAUCGGAAUUAAUUGUCCGGUUGCUUGACCACUGGAGCGACGUUGGGUACGUCAUGGUGUACAUGAAAGAAGUUGGCAUCAAGAUUGACACCUGGCAUCUGGGCCAGCUCUCAGUUCUGCGACAUGAUUUACAUAUCUACAUGAAGGAAGGAAAGCUAUCAGGCUGUAUUGAAACUCCAUGA